CUAAAGCCUUCUACAGUGAACAGAGAAUCUAGAGAGAGCUGUCCGAAUUGGACGUGAACUUAAAAAAUUCUCGUCCUUUUCGUGAAUUUACCAUUACUUUUUACUGACCCCCCCCAAAAGUCAAGAAAAUCCCUAAAAAACCAAAACCAAAACACAGAGACUCACACACAACUCAACAAAAAAAAAAAAACAAAACACAACCCAACCAAACAGGACCUAUCGUCAAAUCAAAGCGACCGAUCUCCGAUCGCUCUUCAAAUUCAAAGUCCAGAUGAGUGUGGUAUUCGAAGGGUACGAGCGCCAGUACUGUGAGCUCUCUGCAAAUCUCUCCAGAAAAUGUAGCUCCACUGCUCUUCUUCCUCAUGGAGAGCAGAAGCAACAGAAGGUUUCUGAGAUUAAAGCUGCAUUGGAUGAUGCUGAUGUUUUGAUUCGGAAAAUGGACCUCGAGGCAAGAAGUCUGCAACCAAGUGCAAAGGCUAUGAUGCUUGCUAAGUUAAGGGAAUAUAAAUCUGAUCUAAACAAGUUGAAAAGGGAAUUUAAAAAAAUCUCAUCACCUAAUGCUGAUCAGGCUUCCCGUGAAGAGUUGUUGGAGUCUGGAAUGGCAGAUGUGCAUACGGCUUCUACUGAUCAGAGAGAGAGAAUGGUAAUGUCAGUAGAAAGAUUGAAUCAGUCAAGUGAUAGAAUUAAGGAGAGUAGAAGAACCAUACUGGAGACAGAAGAGCUUGGUGUCUCAAUCCUCCAGGAUCUGCAUCAACAGCGUGAGACUCUCCUACAUUCUCAUCAAAAGCUUCAUGGGGUAGAUGAUGCCAUCGACAAGAGUAAAAAAGUUUUAACUGCCAUGUCACGUAGGAUGUCAAAGAACAAAUGGAUGAUUGGAUCAGUAAUUGGAGCUCUUGUUAUUGCUGUCAUCUUCAUUCUAUUUUAUAAGUUUUCUCAUCGUUAACUUAUACUUGACUUUGUUUGGGGUACAGAUGAUGUUCUCCAUUGCCAUAUUUGCUUGUUGUAUAUAGCAUCAUUAAAUGUGUUUUAUACAUAUGCUUGGUAUAAUUAGCAAUUAUAUCAUACUUAGUGUGCUUACCUUCUCUUAGCAUUCUGUUUAUGGUACAUAAACAUUGAAUAAGUGCUCCAUGCUCAACAAUUGGACAUUUCUUGUAUGUACUUAAAAGUGUACUAUAAAGCACUGAUGUUAGGGGCCAAAGUCUUGUGUAGGCAUCCUGUAACUGAACAAGUGAACAAAACAUCUGUAUUUUACUAUUUUUACCGUUCUGCUGUUUCAUGUGUUUUUGAGUU
Molecule: messenger RNA, 1290 nt
Organism: Quercus lobata
Lineage: Eukaryota; Viridiplantae; Streptophyta; Magnoliopsida; Fagales; Fagaceae
Product: vesicle transport v-SNARE 12-like
Exons: 6
Coding region: 272-943 (223 amino acids)
Biological process (GO): intracellular protein transport; vesicle fusion; vesicle-mediated transport
Cellular component (GO): ER to Golgi transport vesicle membrane; SNARE complex; late endosome membrane
Molecular function (GO): SNAP receptor activity; SNARE binding
Source: RefSeq, a predicted model, not a curated record